AUGGCUGAGCUGUCAGUGUCAGACAUGGGGCUGGGGAUGGAUCCUGAACGAACACCAGAAGGAGCCAGUGAUCUCCAGGCCAUUGAUGACAGUUUGUGGCAAAAGGUGGAGGAGGAGCGUGGCCAGCGGUCUUGGGACCGCUACAACAACCUGCGCAUCAUGCGGGAGGGCAAGGAGGCUGCUAGGGAACUCCGGCCUGCAAGGGCAUCACUUCGUGCACCCAGGGAGGUCCCAGACUCCGACCAUGAACAUGAGGCCAGGGAGGCCAAAAAACUACAUGGCUCUGGGGAUCGGGAAGGCCUGGAUCAGGAGGAUCUCUGGCAGAAGGCAGAGGCAGAACUUCAGAGACGACGAUCGCAGGCAGCCAGCCGAGGGCUCCGUGUCUAUGACAUGACAAGGACCAGAGAGGGAAAGGGCCUCGAGAGGUCUGACGUUUACCCCUCAAAAACCGUUCAGAGCUCUUGGCAGGGCACCUUGCAACAGAUGGAAGAUGGCAGGCAACACAAAGUAUUCCUGUCACGACGGAACCUGGACGAUGUAGCUUUGCAGCAUUGGUGCCGUUGGGCACGGCCCCGUCUUGCUCGCCUCCCGCCCAGCGCAGUGGUAAGCAUCAUCGACAUUGGCUUCAACAAGAUAACAGGUCAGGGGCUACAGCUGCUCUUAGACAUGCUGAUGGAACUGCAGGUUCCCGUAGAGGCCUUAAGUGCCCAUCACAACUCGCUAGGUGAUGAGGCAGCUGAUGCUCUGGCCCAGUAUCUACAGCUCUCCCCACACACAUUGUUAGAGCUCAGCCUGACGAACAAUCACAUAGGAGAGCCCGGAGCAAGAAGUUUACUCGAAGCCGCUGUGCGGGCCAUGCAGAGCCCCCUUGAGUUGGAGCAGUCGGGUACCAAUGCAGUUCGAUAUCCUGCCUUGAGGCAUAGCAAGAAGGUCCCCUUGUGGCUCCGCCUAGGCUACAACCGUAUCGGGGAUGGCAGGCCAGGCUUCAUCCGGAACUUUAUUCGGAGGACAGAGGCAGAUCUCCAAAAGAUCCGGCAAAAUCUUGGAACUGCCUCAGAAACCCAGGAGGAGGAUCCCUGGGCUAAUUUUGUGGGCCUCCGCGCAGGCGGCACGCACGUGCCGGAUAGCUCUGCCCAUCUAUUCUGCGAAGCUCUCUCAGGCUUAGGCUGCGAUCAGAAGUGUUGCACCCAGCUGUAUCCAGAAGUGAACGGCUUCCCUGCUGGUCCCGCUGUGCACCUCUUUCAGCUGGACCAGCAGCUGGACAGAGACUGCUCCCACACCUGGCAAGGGCAUCCACCCCAGCGUCGUCGACACGAGGACGGGAAGGGCGACAAGGGCACUGGAAAGAGCGGGCGAUCCAAGGGCAAGUCCAAGGGUGGAUCCAGGGUGUCCAAAUCCGGUCUCGAUGAAGGGCGCUACCGCGAGCUGCGAGGUCUCUUUGACUCGACACCUGCCGCACAAGGUCUUUCAGCAGGGGAGAAGCCAGGGAGUCCGAACUCCAAACGAACCAGGGGAUCUCUGGCCUUUGUCACCCGGGACGUGCUUGAACCUGAGGGUCUGGGAGCAGAGGUCUCCUUGUUUCCCUUGCGCUCCGGCGAUGCAGUGCGGGUCCUAUACCAAGGAUCCGAAGAUCUGGGUGAUUGUGGCUACUUGUUCGCCUCCUUCAAUGGAAGGGAAGGCUGGAUUCCAGCGACAGCCGUAUCCGGAAAUUGGAAAGGCAAGAUCUGA
Molecule: messenger RNA, 1728 nt
Organism: Symbiodinium pilosum
Lineage: Eukaryota; Dinophyceae; Suessiales; Symbiodiniaceae
Source: the annotation of a GenBank genome assembly